AAAGGGGCCGCGGCUGGAGGAGGAGGAGGAGGUGGUGGCGGCGGUGGUGGUGGUGGUAGUGGUGGUGGUAGUGGUAAGGGUAAGGGUAAGCAGUGCGGCCUGCGAUCCCCGCCCUCCCCCCCACCUCCCCCCUCUCCUCCACCCGGCCUCCUCGCCUAACCAAUUCUUUUGCUUGCAGGUUCCAGCCCGAAGUCCCGCUCCGCCGCGUCCCGGGGCCGGACGGAGGGAUGAAGAAAGGGGGACCCCGGCAGCGCCGUUGCUGCUCCCCCCGCCGCCCGCAGCCAUGGAAACGGGCGAGGAGGACGGUGUUCGCCGAGGGACACAAAGCAGUGAGCGGAAAAGGCGAAGCCCAGGGAUCCGGGCGCCCAGCGCAAAGCUGAGGCCGGCGGCAGCGGCCCAGGCCCAGGCUCAGGCCCAGGCCCAGGCCCAGGCCCAGGCCAUGGAGGCGGCCGCGGAAGAGGAGGCGGCUGCGGGCAAGGCCUACCUGGCGGCGGCGCUGAGACGACGGGAGGCGGCGACGCGUCCGCGGUACAGCCUGCUGGCUGAGAUCGGGCGCGGCAGCUACGGCGUGGUGUACGAGGCGGUGGCCGGGCGCAGCGGGGCCCGGGUGGCGGUAAAGAAGAUCCGCUGCGACGCGCCCGAGAACGUGGAGCUGGCGCUGGCCGAGUUCUGGGCCCUGACCAGCCUCAAGCGGCGCCACCAGAACGUGGUGCAGUUCGAGGAGUGCGUCCUGCAGCGCAACGGGUUGGCCCAGCGCAUGAGCCACGGCAACAAGAACUCGCAGCUGUACCUGCGCCUGGUGGAGACCUCGCUCAAAGGUGAAAGGAUUCUGGGUUAUGCAGAGGAGCCCUGCUAUCUCUGGUUUGUCAUGGAGUUCUGUGAAGGGGGAGAUCUGAAUCAGUAUGUGCUGUCCCGUCGGCCAGACCCAGCCACCAACCGAAGCUUCAUGCUGCAGCUUACCAGUGCCAUCGCCUUCCUGCACAAAAACCACAUCGUGCACAGGGACCUCAAGCCUGACAACAUCCUAAUCACUGAGAGAUCUGGGGUCCCUGUCCUUAAGGUUGCUGACUUUGGACUCAGCAAAGUCUGUGCCGGGCUGGCACCUCGAGGGAAAGAGGGUGGUCAGGACAACAAAAAUGUGAAUGUGAAUAAAUACUGGUUGUCCUCAGCCUGUGGCUCUGACUUCUACAUGGCCCCUGAGGUCUGGGAGGGGCACUAUACAGCCAAGGCGGACAUCUUUGCCCUAGGCAUUAUUAUUUGGGCCAUGAUAGAGCGGAUCACGUUCAUUGACUCCGAGACCAAGAAGGAACUGCUGGGGACCUACAUCAAACAGGGGACAGAGAUUGUACCCGUAGGGGAAGCGCUGCUAGAGAACCCAAAGAUGGAGUUGCACAUCCCCCAGAAACGCAGGACUUCCAUGUCUGAGGGGAUAAAGCAGCUCUUGAAAGAUAUGUUAGCUGCUAACCCACAAGACCGACCUGAUGCCUUUGAGCUUGAAACAAGAAUGGACCAAGUCACAUGUGCUGCUUAAAAUUCAGGGCAAAGCAUCCCGGGCGUUUUAUAACUGGGUUGACUUCGCAGGGACCCACAAUCUCUUCAGUAUGUGCAUAGAAGGAGGCAGAGGAUCUCAAGAAGUGGCUGGGCGGAUGAUGGGCGCUCUCCGGACAGCUGGAUCUCCAGCUAUGUGAAGCUUUUGUUUGGGGGGUGGUUGUGGUUUUUUCUGUGUUUGAUUUUUUUUUCCCCUCCUUUCAGUUUUUCUUUACCUUUUUUGGGAAGCCAAUUGAGACUUCAGAAGAGCAGAAGCUAUUCAGAUGGACAGGCACCAGUUCGUUUAAAACCAAUUGAAUAUGGACACAGCAUAUGUGUACUUUUUUUUUUUUUUUUUACAGAUGGGGUGGGGGAAGGAUUUUUGUUCAUCUUCUUCCCUUUUUUUCUCCUUUUCCUCCCGUGUCUCAGUCCUGCUUUUUCAAACAAUACAGCUCGUUAAGAAAGAUCCCUUUGUCCAGCCUUUCACCAUCAAGGGCAUCAAACCCAUUCAAGGGCAGAAGGACUUUUCCUAAGGGUUUCUUCUGCUGGUGUGGAGCAGAGGGCCCUUCCUCUUAAAUCCUUUCCCUAGGUUAGUCAGGAACUGUUCUGGCCCAAGGAUGAUCAUUCCUGUUGGAUAACUAGGGAGGGGAAAAAGGCCCUACGUGUCUUCAGUCCUAAGUGAUAUCCAAAUAGCCAGCACUAACUUAUACCAUAACAGAGAGUAAGAGAUACAAGAGGCAGGGAAUGUGCUGGGUCAGACCUGGAAAAAUAUGGGAGGGCCCAGUGCAGGGUUUGGGGGAGGGUGCCCCCAGUCUCAUAGUAUUCUUUGGUUUCCAGGAAUCCAAACCUCAGGCCAUAGUCAGGAAUUGGAUCUCCCCACUGUUAGGUGAUUUAUAUACAUACACACUGUCUCUGCUUGUUUGUCUAUCUCUGUCUCUAUCACUCUUACUCUCAGUCUCUCACUCUAUAGUGAGCUUGUCUCCAGACUGAGUGGAGCUAAAAGGAGGUUGUAAAAGGAUUUUCCUGUGCCCAUCUUUAUUCGUGUGUUUCUCCUGCAAGGAGAGAAUCAGUUGUGCCAAAUCUUUGCUAGGAAGGUAGCCACAUGGUGGUGUUCUUAGGCUAGUCUACCUGGUGCCCCUUUUAGAACCAGCAGGAGAGGUGGGGUGCUUUCUAGAAAUGGCCCAGUUGUAAAGAGUCUGCCAGCAGCAUUAUCAUAGGAUGGUGGGGACAGGCAAGCUGAGGCUAACCCAGCCGGCCUUGACAAUACAUCACUUCCUUGGCUGGGUACAUGCAACCCCUGGGGCUUGGCUGACAGAAAUCAUCCUAUGCCUUGUUCCCGGUAGAUAGUGGUGAAAGUAAAGUCCCCACGAGGGACCCUAUCUCAAUUGGAGGUGUUUUCCAUAGGAAUGUACUUGCUCUCUACAGAAGAAAAGGCCCCACUUAAUUAGAGAAGCCCAUUUGCCAGCUUAGAAAAUGACCUUCAAAAUUGCCAGAUUGUUGACUUUUCUUUGUGUGUCUGUAUAUUUUCACCCUCACUCUUUCUCUUCCUACCCAGUGUACUUGCCACCCCUCUAGGGUAAUUUCCCCUUGCAUUUAUCAUUUUCUGUCAGUAUGAUCAAGUGCUAAGGUCAAGUUUUUUGAACGUACACCAUUGUGGUUCCUCUCCGUCUCAGUGGCACAAGCAUUAUAUACCCCAUUAUAGCCAGGAGUGGGAAAGGUGACUGAUGUUAAAGGAAAAGUCUUUUUUUCCCCCUUUUUUUCCUUCUUUCCACCUAAAGCUAGGGAAGAUUGACCAGGGAUGAGGAGGGAAGAUAACUGACAGGGACAAGGAAAAGACAUUUUUACUAUUUCUCCAUCUCCUUUGGUUUGGCAGGUUCCCUCUAGCUGGCAUGCCCAACUUGGGACCCUGUUUUCUGUAUCUGUACAAUUAAAAAAUAUCUAUUUUCCCAGUUUCCUGAUGGGAUUCUUCUAGCCUUCAAAUACUGAACUUGUUGUGGACAGCUAGCUUCAGUUAGCAUGAUUCAGCAGCCCCCUGCCCCAAAGUUGCAGGGGUCACCUGGACCCAGACCCCUGCUUGGCCUUCCUUAAGGCAACUCUUUUGUUCUGGGUAUGACUCUUUGUUUCUCUCUCCACCUUUUUAGGAAGACAGCUCCUUAUAUCAGUAUGGAUACACACUGCUCUUGAAAGUGUGAUCUGGGAAAAAUCCUAAUUAAGGUGAAGGCUGCUUCUCUGCCCCCAAACCUCUUUUCCCGUGGGGCAGACUUGUCUCUUCAUUCAUUAGUAAAUGGUGAAAAACAGUCCCGUAUUUCAGUGCCACAAAUUCCCCCUUGUCUGCACCUCCCUCUCCCCCCAACCCCUGCACAGGAAUCCCUGAUGAGGGUUCAAGGGCUAAUUUGUUUUAUUUAAAGAUUGGUUGGAGUUUGGGGUGAUUUUGUUUUCCUCUCAUCAUCUCUUCUUCUCAGUUCUGUUUUGAUAUUCUUGUAGACUGUCCACCUCUCCUGACCUAGACCUCUUCUCACCCUUUACUGACUCUCAGAAUCCCCCCAUCCUUCCAGGUCACAAAGCUCCACUUCUCAGACAUUCUAGUCUACAUGUGAGAAAGGUGGCUAUGUCUGGUGUUGGGUAGGCAGCCCACAACCAAGGGUUUUGAACUCUUCAAUCCUUGGUCUCCUAGCAUCGGAAGCUAGCCUUGCCCUCCCGGUUUUGAUCCAAGCAUGGGCCAGGACUCCUUUGACCCUGGCUCCAGUGAGAGCCAUCUAGUGAGUGCCAAGGACCUGCCUUCCACUUGUCUCCCUCUCCCUCUCUAGAAACCACAUCAAGAAGGUGCCAGGCUAAAUGUUUUUCUGUGCUCUCCUCUGCCCAUAACCAGAAAGGCAAGAUGUUGAGGGGUCUGAGCUAGAUAGAGUUCAUCAGUUUGUAAUGUGACACAGUUAGGCACUCUUGAAGCAGUUAAUGAUUGUUCAUCCCCUUCACCAUGCCCCUUCUAUAUUCUUCUUCUUAUUCUUUUCCCCAUGCCAGUGUCCUAUCCCUGAGUGACGUUGCUCAAUUCUAAUGACUAUGGCCAAUCCCAUCCUAGACCAAGAAGUAAAACCUUUCCAGGAUUUCAAGAGCAAUAGAUAUUCUUGGCUGUUUCCUUACUGUGCAGCCCUUCCCCUUUCCCCACUAAAAAUCCCUUUUGGCAAACUGGUAACAUUUCGUUACUUUUCCAGGAGUCCAUAGAAUGGACUUCACUCUCUGCAGAAUAGAUAAUCAUAAAGGGCAGGCCAGCCAAAGGCCCAAGCCUGUAUCUUCCCUGUGGAAAGCAGAUAGGACUUCCAGGCUAAACCUGUUUCUCUUAAGGCCAGAGAAUCCCAGAGACAGACCAUAGUGCCUUAUGCUGGAAACUUCCAGCUUCACAAAGUAUAUCACACUUUUGUCUUCCUCUCUCCUUCUUCUUCCCCUGUCUGGUCUUCAUCUCCCUUUUCUCCUCCACGCAGCUGUCUUCCUCAUCUCCUUCCUGUCAGUGUCUGUGGACGCUUUUUUAUUUUUCUGGGCCCCUUCUAGGGGCAGACUUUUCUGGUGUUGUGUUCUUGGUUCUCUGAACUGUCAGGAAGAGGCUCUUGUCCUAGGCAUAAGUAACUGAAAUUCUCAUGCUAGUGGGAAGACCAGGCUUUUGCCCUGUGACCUGCCUCGCCAUUUCCCACACCUUCCAGAGGACAUUGGCUGCUCUCUUAGAAGGACAGGGACAGGGACCUCCACUUGGAGGGAAGAGCUUCGUUUGCAGUCAGGCCCUGCUGUUCUCCUGUUUCUACCUCCUCUCCAUCAUUUCUCUUUGCUGAUAGUGCUGCUGGCUAAGAUUCCUUACCAGGGCACAUCCCCACUAGUGACGUGAGUUGGGAGAAUGUCAACACACAGGAAUGUGAGAUGAGCCCAGUAGCGCAGGCUGGUGUUUAGGAGUCAUCAAACCAGGUUCACGUGGCACCCAUUGGCAGAGAUCAUGAACCUGGUUCAAAAUAGACUCAGUUACCACUUUGGGGCAUUGGGGACAAAGCUCUGGCUCUUGACAACCUGAUGGUCGAGCCCCAUUUUGUUGGCCCCUCUCUCCCAGCCCUAUAGAUGGAGCAAGUGUCUUCCUCUCCACCAUACCCUGCCUCAUGCCCAGAGCUGACUUUACAAAGUCUCUCCUCAAAGGAAUAUGAUUCCCAAGGGGUCUAGGAGUGAGUGUAUGAAAUUGUUUACUUUUGAAAUGUCCUGUUUACAGUAAGGAGAGGCCAAACUCCAGGAGCUGUGGGUUGGGACUUUCAAAGCACAGGGAGUUUAAAUCCUUAUUAAACACCUAGUGUCCUUUGUGACACAGCCAGCGGUUAGCCUUGGGAGGGGUGUUGUAUUCCUGUCCCUCUCUUUUUCCCCGCCUGUUUGCAAAAUCCAGAGGUGCUAGGACUAACAGGCCAAUAGUCCCUUUCCCAGGUCUUCCUGCCUAUUUUGUGUCUCUCCCCUCCCUCCUCCUUUCCGAAUUUUUAGCUCCUUAACAUAUCAGAUGUCUCCUUGAACCAGAGUGCUUGGAGCAAUAAGGUGUUUUUUGUUUUUUGGGUUUUUUUUAAGUAACUGGAGGAAAGUAAUGUCCCUAUGGAUCCUCUUCCUCAAUUCUGUUUUGUUUUACUUUUGAAGUCUCAGUAGGCAGGAUCUUGUCUGGGUUUAAGCGUGCCUGGUACCAGAAACAGGCACAAACACCACAUCUUGCCCCUCCUCCAGGCGAGCAAAUCCCCAGGCUGAGGGAGCAGGGAAUACUGCUGAUUUGUUUUGUGGGCCUCUUACUGCACACUGCCAACUCAGCUCACCAGCCUGGCCUGGGGAUUGUGCCUUGCCUGGCAUUGGCCAAAUCUAUACAUGUCCCCGGAUCCAUGCAUCAAGGCUGGCUUGGGAUCUCUUUUGCCGUUGUUUGCCCAGCUUCCCCUUUCUAGGCCUCUGGUCCAAGAUCAGACCCCUGAUUUUGUCCUUUUCCCAUACUUCCUUAUGUCAAUGAAGUUGAACCAUCUUGCAAAUAGGAACCCUGAAAGCCUCAGAAUGGCAUCUGAUUGAUGAUCAGAAUGGAUAGUGUUAGUAAGGUAGACAGAUUACUGGCACUUGGAAGCCACAGCACUGAAUCGAUGACCAUGCCUCUCAUCUUGCCAUGCCCAGGGAUUUGGUUAAAGGAUUGACUUCAAUGUAUGAUUUUACCUGUUAACAGCCCCGUAGCCUGGUCCCAAGCAUAAAGGCAUAGCAAGCCUUGUACAUACUCAGAAGAAUAACAUUAGCUAAGUCUUUAUGUACACAGACAUCAAAAGCAGUAGACUUCUUGCUGGCAAGCCCCCAUACAUUACACUGGUAGAUCUUGGUGCCAUUGGUUUCAGUGUGACAUCAGUAAGGCUUUUAGCUAAUUCCCUUAGAAUUCUGACUCCGGAAUAGCCUGUCCCUGCCCUGGGUUUUACCGGGUGAAUCAAUUUUUCUCCCCACUCCUCCCCCCUCCCAAAAAAAAUCAAUUCCACUCAAACAUUUAGAGCCCCAGCAUCGGGGGUGGGGGUAGGUGCCCCACCCACCCUCUGUAAAGUUGCCUUACAGGCAGCUCAGGGCCUGGCGCUUCCACAGCACUUUGAACCCCCAGGACCCCCUUCCCCAGCCACAAGAGAGAUCGUAUAGAAAGUGGAAAAAGCAGAUGGCCAUGUAGUUAGGGGAGAGCAAGAGGAAAAAGUCAUCUUCACUCUUCAAGACUCCUUUCCUAAAGAGCUUCUGGUUAGAUAGAACCUUUUGGCUCCUUCGACACAGUGGACAGGACAGAGAUGGGCAGGUGUGAGGGAAAGGCUUAAACCCAGGCUCAAAGUUAGUUUAAAAUACUAGUUAAUAAAUCUAUUUUUCUGGGUUGUUUUUGUUUUUUUUUUUUUGCACAGAAGCUGGUAAUCUAGGACCUACGUGUGAACAACUUUAUAUAAAUAUUUUUUGUACUCAGUUUACUUGGGUUGGAUUGAAACCUUGUAUUUAAGUUCCUCGAACACUGUGGAUCCCCUGAUGUGUAUGAAUGGCAGACACUUUGUAAAUUAAGAGACGUUUGUGUGAAUAAAGCUAUUUGAUGGGGUUGAA
Molecule: messenger RNA, 7620 nt
Organism: Trichosurus vulpecula (common brushtail)
Lineage: Eukaryota; Metazoa; Chordata; Mammalia; Diprotodontia; Phalangeridae
Gene: STK35
Product: serine/threonine kinase 35
Exons: 3
Coding region: 284-1531 (415 amino acids)
Biological process (GO): autophagosome organization; peptidyl-serine phosphorylation; autophagy
Cellular component (GO): autophagosome; cytoplasm
Molecular function (GO): protein serine/threonine kinase activity; ATP binding
Source: RefSeq, a predicted model, not a curated record